Pseudomassariella vexata is the source of this 3477-nucleotide messenger RNA. RefSeq lists its product as uncharacterized. Bases 1 to 3477 code for a protein of 1158 amino acids. Lineage: Eukaryota; Fungi; Ascomycota; Sordariomycetes; Amphisphaeriales; Pseudomassariaceae. The record is from RefSeq and is a predicted model, not a curated record. The transcript has 4 exons.
AUGGAGCAGGUCAUGGAUGUGAGCUGGAUGACCCAUGGCAAAGACAGGCUAGGCAAGCAUUCUACGAAAUGGAACUCGUUGUCUCAAGCUAGUGAGACGAGUGUGCCGCCAGUCCAGCCUCUAGAAUCUUCGACUCCAAGUACGGUUAACGGCAAUUCAACAUCAGGCGCUGGCGCACCAUCACCCGCACAGUCUUCGCAGUCACCAACGCCACCAAAGCCGAUACCUGAACGAGCUGGGACGUACGAGGAGAAGAGGCCUACGAGUGCAAAUGGGACGUCGCCGGGUAGGAGGGGAUCGUGGUUCUCCAAGAUCUCCUCCCAGUUUUCUUCAACACCUGGCGCUACACCACCUCCCGCCGCUGCUUCCCCACAACCUACGAGCGACGACGUUUCGCCUCUCCCUAAGAUAAAUCCCAAUAAGAACGCUGUGCUUCCACAUGCAACAAGACAGUCUGGGGAAGGCCCAUAUGUUCCGGCGCCACCCAGGUCAGCGCAGCCAGGGUUUCUGGGAGUGCUUCGACGACUAUCCUCGUCAAACGGGUCUCUCGCUGCAGGAAAGAAUCACCAUGGCUUAGUGGAACGGAAAGUGCUGAAUGUCGAUAAGAAGCGCGAAAGGCCUCGGUUGAACGACUUAAAUCCGUCAAAACUCCGUCGCGUCGCUUUCUGUGUCGAUGUUGAGAUCGCACCAAUGCCAAAAUACGCCGGGUCGGAAACAGUGUGCAAGGGUUCUGCAGACAAGGACAAGACGCAAAAACUCAAGAGCACAGAAAAGAGCGAGGGUGACGCUCUGAAACGCCCAAAGACGGCGGAGGAGCAGAAAGAGGCCACUGGCGAGGACCUACCAAAACAGACUGAGAAACAGGAAAAUGCGACGACAAAUGGAGCACCGAAAGCGAAUGGACAGGAGUCCACCGACGAGCCGAAACCUGAAAAAGAAGUAUCCCGUAAGAAGGAAAAGAAGAAGAAGAGUGAGGCUGAACGGAAAGCGAAAAAGGAGCAAAAGCUGAAAGAGGCUCUUGAAAAGGGGGCAAUUCCAAUGGAGAUUCAUCUCGACAGCGACUCAUCCUCAGAAGAAGCAACGGCUCCAAAAGGGGCUCACAAGCCUCAGGUUAUCCCAACGACGAAUCCUGCUCGCAUAUACCGGAGAUGCUGCCAGUUACGAGAAACGGAUAUUUUGACCAAAAUCACGACUCAGCUGCCCAAGACUACCGAUGGCUGCGGCGUUGUAGAAAGGUUAGACCUCACGGGGUAUUUCAUGUCCUUACCGGAUUUGGUGACACUGGGAGACUUCCUCGCCGUCGUGCCUGUGAAAGAGGUCAUCCUGGAGAAUUGCGGCUUGACGGACGAAGGGGUCCGAGUUGUUCUCGCUGGGUUACUAGCCUCGAGGAAACCCAACACUAGGCAAAGGAGAUCCAUCACGAAAGCUGCAGAUCUGACCCAACAGGGUGGCGUUGUGGAGGGGCUUGUCCUUAAAAACAACAAACUCGGGGUUGAGGGCUGGAAACACAUCUGCCUGUUCAUUCACAUGUGCCGCUCAAUCAAGUGCCUCGACCUCUCCAGUAUCGCAUUUCCCGCUCUAUCUGAACCUCCCAAAACACCAUUAUCUCAACAUCUUCAUUUCCACAAUGGCCAUAACCCGGUGGCCCCCGUCGAUUUGUCAAUUCUCCUUUCCAAAGCACUUGGUGAGCGACUGGCCGGUUCAGAGCUUGAACUUCUUAACAUAGGCGAAACGGGGAUAACGACAAGUCAGCUCGGCAACAUAAUCGAUGGUGCGCUCAAGUCGGGUAUAUCCCGAAUUGGACUUGCGAACAAUGACUUGGAUAUCCAAGGACUAGAACAGGUCGCGAAGUAUCUUCGGGGAGGGAAGUGCCAAGGCAUCGAUCUUGGCGGCAACGACUUGAGAGACCAUCUUGAAGUGAUUGCUGAUGCCGUUGAUGAGAACGACGCGACCUUCUGGGCACUCAGCCUGGCUGACUGCAACCUCAAACCAGGCUCUUUAUGCAAGCUCUUCCCAAAGCUGACGCAGCUCAAGAACUUCAGGUUCAUCGACUUGUCUCAUAAUACUGAUCUCUGCGAAUCCGAUCCCAGCGCCAUUGGAUUGCUUCGAAGGUAUCUUCCUAACAUGGAAUCUCUCAGACGGCUUCAUCUCGCAGAUGUGGCCAUGUCCUCUGAGCAAGCUAUCGCCCUAGCAGAGAUUCUACCCGAGAUCAAGACUUUAGCCCAUAUUAAUCUGCUGGAAAAUCCGAGGAUGGUUAAUUUGGCGGAUGCCAAAACAGAGGAGACACAAGAGGAGGCAUGCGCCUUGUAUGCCUCGCUUCUGGCAGCAUCUCGCGUCUCGGAUACCCUUGUCAAGAUUGACAUCGACUACCCCAGCGCGGAGUCGGGCGAGAUCAUUAAGGCUUUAGCCAAUCAGGUUGUGGCCUACUGCUUGCGAAACAUGCGUAUGGCACCGGAUCUAUUGGACUCUGCGUCGGGCGAACAAGUUCCUCGCCACAUCAGAUAUCCAGAUGUACUCCGCCACCUUGUUGGUCAUGAAGAAGAUUCAUCGAACGUCGAGUCGGAUGACGACGAUGUCAGUGUCGGCCCUGACGAAGACUAUGUCAUUGGCGGCACAGGCGUCGUCAAGGCACUGGCGUGCUGCUUGGAGAACCGUGGUGAUGAUUCCGGACGACAGUCGGGCGAAUUUGUCAGAGAUCUGGAGAUCACUCCCACAACUCCGGUAUCGUCGGGCAAAGCGAAGGACAUGUCAAAGAAUCUGCUUGCCAGCGCACGGAAGAUUCGUAUUCGAUUGCAACCUGCUCUAGUCAAAGCCAAGGCUUCGUCUAGAGAGGACAUCAAUACUUACACUCGCCUCGUGUUCCUUGAUCAAACUAUAUCCGGCAUCAUUAACCGCUUUGAGGACGAGUACCCUGAGACUCGACUCCUCAUUACGCCCCCACAUGCGGCAGCCCUGGUUCCCGAACUUGGCACAUCUCUUUCUUCCACCGAAGGUGAUGACGCAGUUUUCCUCUCCGACACGGAAGAACUAGAAACUGAGCUGCGGCCACCCUCUCGCUCACGGUCCAACUCGAUGGUGUCCACGUCCAAGGCGCUCGCCGAGGAAGAAGGCCACGCUCUGCGCGUGGGUCACAAGUUCCGUCGUGGGUUUUUGCGCGAAGAACAUAACGAGAUCUUCACGAACCCUGAGUACUUCAUUGACCCGGACCACGUGCGCAGUCUGGAAGGUGUGGUUGACGAUAUUGCAACUGAGGACGAGGAUAUCAGGAAGAAAACCGAGGAGCUGGGCGCCAUGCGUACGUUCCAGGAGAACAAGGAAGAUAUCAUGAAGAGGUUGCGCGACAAGGAUCCCGUUUACUGGGAUAGGUUCAUCGAAUCCCAACAUAAAGCUCGCGCCAACGUGCUGGUUGAUGUUAAUGGAGCGAAGGAGGACACGCCGCCUGCGAAAUUAGCCGACGAAAGUGCAAUCGCAGACUAA